CCUGCUGUAAACACCAUGCUGCUGCUCCUGCUACUGCUGACUUCCACCGAAGCUGGCUCAGCUCAACGUGUGGCCGGCCUGAAGAAGGACGACAUGUGUCAGUGUGAGGUAAACUCCACCAUGUGGUCUUUUCCUGCUCUGAAGUACGAGGCUGUACUGCUGCAGCUUCAGACCUGUGAAGGAUCUCUGAGCAGCCUGCAGGAACAGUUGACGGUCUCCAGCCAGCGUCUUCCUGAGAUUCAGGCUCAGGUUGAGAACAUUACAGCUCGGCUGCAGCCCUUUCAGUACCUCCAUCAUAAGGGUCUGUACACAAUUCUUUCUCUGCGCCUGCUGGGCCAGGAGCUCAGCCGGCUGGAGACAGACAUCAGUGCGGUGCACGUGCAGAUGAACAACGUUCAGACACAGACAUUGUCCAAGGAGGUGGGUAAACUGCGCAGAGAUGUAGAGAGGAUGCAAGUCUCCGACACGGUUAACAUUAAAACUGUGAAAGCAAACCUGAGAUACCUCAAGAACAGCCUGGAGUCAUGCAAGACAAUCCCCAAAGGCUUCAGAGCCCAGUCUUCGUACUGCCUCAAGGGUCUGAUCACAGGCAUCAGUGACCCUGUUACAAGCAAAGUCAGCCCGUAUGGUAAGAGCUACAUUUCUGGUUCGUGGGGGAAACAGGCACAGAAGAACAGCAAGGGGGAGAUCACCUACUGGGUUCAACCUCUGGUCAACAGCCACAUCUAUGGAAACACCCUGCGUGUUUACCAAACCUACAAUGAUUUUAUGGCUUCUGUUAACCAUAAGGACUUUACCUUGGCUCCAUCUUACACUCAUGCCAACACCAUUGAGGGUCCUAGUGCUGUCCUGUAUGGAGAUGCUCUGUACUUUCACUGUUACCGCUCUGCAGAUGUCUGCCGCUACGACCUGAAGACAAACAAUGUGAAACGCGUGACGCUUCCAGGCACCGGUGUGGGUUUCAACAACAAGUUCCCUUAUUGUUACUAUGACUGCCGCUCUAAUAGCGACGUAGACUUGGAGGCAGAUGAGACCGGAUUAUGGGCAAUUUAUGCCACUCUCGGUAACCAUGGUAACCUUGUAGCGAGUAGGCUAGUGUGGGACGACGAGGCUCAGACUCUCAACGUGUCGCAGACUUGGGAGACGCGGCUGUUCAAGAAGGCGGUAAGCAACGCUUUCAUGGUGUGUGGCGUGUUGUACGCCACUCGUUACGUAGACGACUACCAAGAAGAAGUCUUCUACGCCUUUGACACAGCAACAGGGAAAGAAGACAACACACUUUCAUUACAGCUGCAGAAGAUAGCCAAAGGAGUGGCCAGUCUGAGCUACAACCCUACUGACAGGCAGAUCUACAUGUACAACGAUGGAUAUCUUCUGGCCUAUCAGGCUCAGUUCUGA
Molecule: messenger RNA, 1398 nt
Organism: Nematolebias whitei (Rio pearlfish)
Lineage: Eukaryota; Metazoa; Chordata; Actinopteri; Cyprinodontiformes; Rivulidae
Product: olfactomedin
Exons: 5
Coding region: 16-1398 (460 amino acids)
Biological process (GO): signal transduction
Source: RefSeq, a predicted model, not a curated record